Molecule: messenger RNA, 1142 nt
Organism: Eriocheir sinensis (Chinese mitten crab)
Lineage: Eukaryota; Metazoa; Arthropoda; Malacostraca; Decapoda; Varunidae
Exons: 6
Coding region: 392-787 (131 amino acids)
Biological process (GO): chromatin organization
Cellular component (GO): histone deacetylase complex
Molecular function (GO): histone deacetylase activity
Source: RefSeq, a predicted model, not a curated record
GACUGGGAGCACCAAAGCGCCUUAUUUCUAACCAAGGGCGGGAGUUUUGUAACAAGGAUGACGGAAGACAAGCCCCAGAGGAAGACGUCAGCCAGGAAUCCCCGUGAAGUCAGCCUCCUGCUGGGGGCGCGGCAGCAGCAGCAACCGAUGGCAAGUCUGGGGAAGCAGGCCACAUAUGAGAGUGCCUUGCUAGCGGCGGGGAGCACACUGGACCUGGUGGAUGCUGUGGCUGCCGGGAGACUUCAGAACAGCUUUGCUAUUGUGAGACCGCCCGGCCACCACGCCAUGGAGAGUGAGUUCUGCGGCUACUGCCUCGUCAACAACGUGGCGCUGGCUGCCCGACACGCCCUCAACACACACCGCCUCAGCCGCACCCUCGUAGUGGACUGGGAUGUGCACCACGGACAGGCCACACAGCAGGCCUGAGGGUGAGAUGGAGGUGUGGCCAGGCCUGUACGCACACCUCACCUCCCAGCUGAUGGCCCUGGUGUGGGGCAAGGUGGCGCUGGUGCUGGAGGUGUGGCCAGGCCUGUACACACACCUCACCUCCCAGCUGAUGGCCCUGGUGUGGGGCAAGGUGGCGCUGGUGCUGGAGGUGUGGCCAGGCCUGCACGCACACCUCACCUCCCAGCUGAUGGCCCUGGUGUGGGGCAAGGUGGUGCUGGUGCUGGAGGUGUGGCCAGGCCUGUACACACACCUCACCUCCCAGCUGAUGGCCCUGGCGUGGGGCAAGGUGGUGCUGGAGGUGACCAGUCUGACCUCACCCAAACAUUGUGGCAGGAACUGAGCACCACACAUCCACACACUGGGUGGGUGGUGCCUGCCGUCCUGGCCAAGAGUGCCGCCCACACCCUCAGUGCCUUGCUGGGCCACCACUGCCCCCCUGCUGGACCCCCCUGCAGCCAUCACCAAGGUGCCUGAUAGCUGUCUGUCUGUCUAUAUCUUUCUGUAUCAAUCUGUCCAUCUCUAUGCCUGUCUAUCUAUCUCUGCUUAUAUCUGUCUUUAUCUAUCUAUCUAUCUCAGUCUGUCUAUAUCCAUUUAUCUAUCUCUCUGUCUGCCUUAUCUCUGAUGCAGGAUUUAUUGAACUGUUUUGUUUUAAUAUUGUUUUUGUCCCUCUUUUUUAUUAUUAUUAUUCUCCUUAC